Pedinophyceae sp. YPF-701 is the source of this 1992-nucleotide messenger RNA. NCBI's taxonomy places the organism in Eukaryota, Viridiplantae, Chlorophyta, Pedinophyceae. The record is from the annotation of a GenBank genome assembly.
AUGAGCACCGGGGGCGGCCUGCCGCGCGGGAACGUCGUCGGGAACGGCGGCACGGCCCCCGCAAAGCAGCGCAGGAUCGUUCCCGAGCAGAUUCCCACGGCGAACGUGGCGGCCUCGCCGGCCGUGCCGUCGCUGGACGUUCCGCGGGGGCCCCGCCGUGGCUACCGCGUGAGUCUGAAGGAAUCGUGGAUCGUCCGCUGGGACAAGAUCGCUGAUGACGAGGACGACGAGCCGGACGCGGACGAGGGCCGCGACGGGCGCGGCGCGGACGGCCACCGUGGUCUGGCGUCCCUUGGAAACCGCUACGGGCAGCUCAUCAGCAAAGUUCGCGCGAAUGUGCUCGCGGACCCGCACCGCAUGAACGAUUCCUCGCAAAGCGACGACGACGAGGACGCCGAAGAGGGGCCCUCGGGGGACGAGGAGGCGGAAGACGACGGCGCUGGGGGGGGGGAGUCCGAGGAGGAGAACGGGGACGAGGGGGAGGGGGACGGGGAGGGGGAGAACAGCGGCGAGGAGUCGCCGGAGCGGGCGGAGCGCGGGGGCGAGGGCGAGAGGGAGCGCAAGUCCAAGAAGCGAAAGCACCACGUGGGGUCGUACGACUACAAGGACCCGUUCAUCGACGACGCGGAGCUCGAGGACGCCGCGGCGAUGGCGGCGAUGGCGGAGGACGAGGGCGAGGAUGCCUUCGCGGUGUACAAGGGCGAGCUCCAGCCACGCGUUCCGGAGACGCAGUCGGCCCCGAAGCGUCGGAAGGUCGUGGGCCCUGCGCCGAGCCCCGGUGAACGCCUGGACGGCGUGCCAGCCGUGCUGCUCGCCGCGUUCCCCGACAGGCUGCCCGAAGUCAUCGCGAACCUCACGCUGGUCUGCGAGCAGCACGCGCCGUCGGGCGACGGCGCCCGGGACCUGCCCCUGCCCGUGCGGAGGGCUGUGCGCCUCGUGGCGGCGCCGGGCGGCGACAAGUGGGGCACGGACGACCUCAGGGCGCACGUCGAGGCGACGGAGAAGGCGCUGGCGAAGUUCGGGUUCGCGCGGGCGCAGGUCGAGGCGGAGCUGCGCGCGGAGGUGGCGGCCAACGUGCGCGACAUACAGCGCGGCUGGGCGGAGAUUGAGGCACGGGUCGCGAAGGCGCGAGAAGCGGGCCAGGGGGUGUCUCGCGACGUCAGCGACGCGCUGUGGACCGUGGUAGAAUCCUUGAAGGAGCGGGGGGGUGAGCGGAUGCGCCUGGCGGGGGUGUGCCGCGAGGUGGCGGCGCUGUACCAGGACGGCGACGGCGUCGACGAGGACGAGGUCAAGAAGGCGUACUCCAACGCGCGUGCGCGGAAGCGCUUCCAGGAACGCAAGGGGGGGGGUCACGCGCAAGACACCCCCACGGGCGCCCGGACGGCCACGCCGGCGUCCGCUGCGCGUGCGCACAGCGGCGGCGCGGGCUCCGGACACGCACCGGCGUCAGCACCUCCCGCCGCCGCCGCCCCAGCGACCCCCGCGCCCGCCGCGGCGACGCCCGCGGCGCCCAGCACGCCGACGUUCGUCGACAAGGCCCUCCUCGACGUCGACCGCGCCGCCGCGCGCACCAAGGGCCUCCACGGCAAGAACAAAGCCUACUGGGCAUGUUUCAACAUUUGCGAAAAGAUAGGCUCGCUGGGGGCCAGGGCGCAGGACGUGAUCGAGGGCGCGAAGGGCGCCGGGCUGCUGUGGGACGCGGUGAUGCCGACGGACAACGCGGAGGAGAACAAGAAGCGCACCCACAACCUGCGCACGUAUGUGUCGGCAGUGUUCAACUCGAGCGAGGCGUUCCUGCGCGUGAGCAAGGGCAAGUACGCGCUGCGCGCGUUCUUCCCGCUCGAGGAGCGCGAGCGGCUGCGGCGGCAGAACCGCGAGGAGGACGAGGCGAAGCGGGCGGCGGCCGCGGCACGCAAGCGCGAGAGGAGUGCUGCGGCGCAGGGGACGAGCACGGCGGGGAGCCAGGGGGAUACGUCGCAGCGGGACGCGUGA